CUGCCUGGCAGUCAACGUAAUUAAUACUUCUGGACACAAAGUCUAAGCAAAGGCUGCGCCAACGAUGGGGAAUUGCUGCUCCGACGUGGCCGGCGGGCAGGCGGCCGUCGGCGGCACCGGGACUUUCCAAAACAAUCCGGCUGAUGCUGCGAGCGACGCCGUCGAUGCCUUCCUCAAGUCUCGCCGCUACCACGGUCUCUACUCUCAGAUCGAGUUAUCUCUAUCUGCCUCAAAUUUGCGGGAUCGUGAUGUGCUUUCCAAGAGUGAUCCAAUGGCAAUUGUUUAUUCUAAAGGAAGGGAUGGCGUGCUUAAUGAGCUGGGCCGAACGGAAGUGGUUUUGAAUUCAGUUAAUCCAAAAUGGAUUGCAAAAUUUAACAUCACCUAUCAAUUUGAGACGGUGCAGUAUUUGGUGUUUCAUGUGUAUGAUGUUGACACACAGUUUCAUAAUCAAGAUUUGAAGAUGCUUAGAUUGGAUGAGCAAGAUUUUCUUGGUGAGGCUAGCUGCACACUGUCAGAGAUUGUCACAAAAUCAAACAGGUGCUUGACAUUAGACCUUUUACAUAGAUCUUCUGGUCCAACGCAUAGCCAAAAGCUUGGCAAGCUCACUGUAUGUGCAGAAGAAAGUGUCGCCUCAAAGACUACAAUAGAGUUUAUAUUUCGAUGUUCAGACUUGGAAUCCAAGGAUUUGUUCUCAAAAAGCGACCCCUUUUUGCUGAUAUCCAAGACGGCGGAAAGUGGAAAUGUUAUUCCCAUUUGCAAAACAGAAGUUUUGAAAAAUGACCAUAAUCCAAUUUGGAAGCCUGUUUAUUUGAGUAUUCAACAAGUUGGAAGUAAGGACAGCCAAUUGACUAUUGAGUGUUACAACUUCAAUAGCAAUGGAAAACAUGACUUACUUGGAAAGGUUCAGAAAUCACUUGCAGAUUUAGAAAAAUUACAUGCUUCUGGGGCUGGGGUAAAUUUCUUUGUACCAACUUCUAUUGGACCUACUCCUCAAACUAAGGUCUUAAAGAGUCAACUGUAUGUUGAAAAGUUUACUGAGAAAAUCCAGCAUACAUUCCUUGAUUACUUGGCAUCAGGUUAUGAACUUAACUUCAUGGUGGCUGUUGACUUUACUGCUUCAAAUGGAAAUCCACGCCUACCUGAUUCAUUGCAUUAUAAUGAUCCUUCAGGACGCCCAAAUGCAUACCAAAGAGCAAUCACAGAGGUUGGAGGGGUAUUGCAAUUUUAUGAUUCAGACAAACGCUUUCCAGCAUGGGGGUUUGGAGCAAGGCCAAUUGAUGGUCCAGUUUCACAUUGCUUUAACUUGAAUGGAAGCAACAGUUACUGUGAGGUCGAAGGAAUCCAGGGAAUUAUGAUGGCAUAUAUGAGUGCCCUUUUUAAUGUGUCACUUGCAGGACCAACUUUAUUUGGGCCAGUAAUAAAUGAGGCAGCACAAAUAGCAGGCCGAUCUGCAGCAAUAAAAGAGCGGAAAUAUUUUGUGUUGUUAAUAAUAACGGAUGGAGUGAUCACAGAUCUUGAAGAAACUAAGGAUGCCAUUAUUAGGGCAUCAGAUCUUCCAUUGUCAAUUCUUAUUGUAGGGGUGGGAGGAGCUGACUUCAAGGAAAUGGAGAUUUUAGAUGCUGAUAAAGGGGAUAGACUCGAAAAUUCUCAGGGCAAGGUCGCAUCCCGUGAUAUAGUCCAAUUUGUCCCAUUACGGGAAGUGCAAAGUGGAGAGAUAUCUGUUGUUCAAUCGCUUUUAGCAGAACUGCCUUCUCAAUUUUUGGGAUAUUGGCGUGCUCAUCCAACUGUAUAAUCAGACUAUGCAGUGUACAUACAGAAAUAUUGAAAAUGAUUGCUAUUUCAAUGCUGGCCUGCAACUAGAAUCGCCCAAUAUUUGCUUCCAUUAAACCAAUCCUUUUGAAACUUUCCAGGAAUAGUGUGCACAUGCAUGUUCGAUUUUGUUCAUAAUUUUACAUGGUGAUCUAAGUGAACAGAUGGAGUUCCUCCCACGAAAUUAUAUAUCCGGAGACCAACUCAUCAACCACGAAUUGAAGAGCUUCAAGACUAUUGUUCAUAAUUACAUUGUUGGUUCAUGCCUUUAAUGUUGUCCAUCACAGUGAUAAAAAUACAAUUUAUAUUAUUAUUAGGAUGGAUUCAUAGACUACCAAUUUAUUGUUAUUUAGACACAGCUAGCUACCUGAUGAUGAUGUUAUUUUCGAUCUGCUUUACCAGUCUAUAUUACUGGCUGCAUUUACUUUA
Molecule: messenger RNA, 2238 nt
Organism: Ipomoea nil (Japanese morning glory)
Lineage: Eukaryota; Viridiplantae; Streptophyta; Magnoliopsida; Solanales; Convolvulaceae
Product: protein BONZAI 1-like
Exons: 16
Coding region: 65-1792 (575 amino acids)
Biological process (GO): cellular response to calcium ion
Cellular component (GO): plasma membrane
Molecular function (GO): calcium-dependent phospholipid binding
Source: RefSeq, a predicted model, not a curated record